AUGAUUCCCUCCAUCACUUAAGCACAUAAAUAAAUGAGAGAAAGUGGCAUUUCCUUUUAGACUAAGCUCUAAAAGUCACUAAAAUUGUCAGAGCAAUAUCACUCAACUGUCUACUUAAAAAGAGAGGAUCAAUAAUUGACAAGAGUAUUCAAGAUGAGAAGUGCCUUUACAUCACUACAAUCUCUUACAAAAGAGUAAAAAGAAAAAGGAGUAGUAACAGUAAGUGAUGGUAACUUUGCUUAAGCAUUUGCCUUCUUCUGUAAUCACUUCAAGAUUAAAGGUACGAUUUUUGUCCCUGAAGUCUGUUAUGGAUGGAAAAUAGAUUUGAUACAAAAAAAUGGCAAGCAAUACGUGGAAGUCAAAACAGCUGGAGAAAACUUCGAUGAAUGUGAAGAGGCAGCAAAAAAAUACAUCAAGGAAAAUGAUAAAGUACUUAUCCAUCCAAGUGACAACAUCAAAGCCAUACAUGGUUGUGGUACAAUUGGAAUUGAAAUUCUUGAUGAGAUGCCAGGAGAUGUAGAUUACAUAUUUUUGCCUGUUGGAUAAGGAGCACUUGCUGCAGGAAUUGCUACAUAUAUCAAAGCCAUGAGUCCAAAUACCAAAGUAAUUGGAGUCUAACCAGAUGGAGCUGAUUCCAUGAUUCAAGCAUUCUAAGCAAAAUAAGUUGUGAAAUAAGAACACUUCUCUAGAUUUUGUGAGGGGUCUGCUGUUCCAUCAGUACCUAAAUUAUGUCUAGACAUUUGUAUGGAGAAGCUUGAUUAAUUGGUGAAGGUUGAGGAAGGUAGAGUCAGUACUACUAUCUUGCAAUUGUAUAAUUAAGGAAUUGCAGUUGAACCUGCUGGUGCACUCUCUGUAUCUGUUCUUGAUCAAUUUGCUCAUGAAAUCAAAGGCAAAAAUGUUGUUUGCAUUCUCAGUGGAGGCACUGUGGAUUUGUCAAGAUUUGAUGAAUUCAAAGAGCAUUCGCAAUUGCAUGAAGGCUUGAAGUAUUUCUUCUUGAUUGAAAUGCCCUUUAAAUCUGGCAUUCUCAAGAACUUUGUUAGUUUUUGUCUCGGUCCUGAUGAUGAUAUCACUCACAUCUAAUUCCAAAAGAAGGCUAAUAGAGAAAGAGGUCCAUGUUUAGUUGCCAUUGAAGUUGCUAAGAAGGACAGUAUCAAACAAGUAAUGGAGAAUAUGAGGAAGAUGCACUUGUAAUUUAAAUUAGUGAAUGAUUCAAAGGAACUCUAUGAUUUGCUUGUUUGA
Molecule: messenger RNA, 1239 nt
Organism: Paramecium tetraurelia
Lineage: Eukaryota; Ciliophora; Oligohymenophorea; Peniculida; Parameciidae
Exons: 5
Biological process (GO): L-threonine catabolic process
Molecular function (GO): threonine deaminase activity
Source: RefSeq, a predicted model, not a curated record